AGAAAUGCCCAUGACUCCACGAUAACACCGCCGCUCGCUCGUGCACGCCGCACAUCCACGAAUAACACUCCUAUCGCCAUGGCUGACAAGAAAGAUGAGCGCUCGCCAGUGGCGAUCGCCUCGGACGAGCUGUACAAGACGGUGAUGGAGAACUCGAAGGACGAAAAAGGCGGCUUCACGCUCACCUUUUCGCAAGAGCAGCUGCUGGAGAUUGCACCGGCUUCGGUGACGGAGAAGAAGGAUUUGCUGCCCAUCAUCAAGUACCUGACCGGGCAGCAUCUCUUCCGCACGCUCAAGACCGAAAAGGGCCUCGGCUGGUCCAUCCGUCCUCGCGAGGCGGCAAAGGCGAUCAAGGCUCUGGACAAGGACGAGAAGAUGAUCUACGAAAUCAUCGAGGCUAGUCACACGACGGGAAUAUGGAGCAAGCAGAUCAAAGCCAAGAUGGGCGGUCUGGCUCAGCCCAUCGUGGCCAAACUUAUCAAGAACUUGGAAUCGGCGCGUCUGAUCAAGAGUGUGAAGAGUAUCAAGGCUCCGGCGCAGAGAGUCUAUAUGCUGUACCACCUGGUACCGAGUGAGGACGUCACGGGCAAUUCCUUCUUCGACGCAGGAGAUCUGGACGAGUCAUUCCGAGACGAACUGCUAAAUCUGAUCAUCUUCUGGAUCAAAGCUAACAGCUGGGCUGAAGCGGAAAAGAAGCGGCACCGCAAGGACAAGUCGAAGAAGGAUGCCGCGUCCAAGGAGGAUGCCAUCAUGAUCGACGACGGGACCGAAGGCACUGGCCAGAAGAGGAAGCGACCCGCGAACGACAUUGAGGAUCUCUCAGUCAAGCCUCGACACUACCAGCGCACGCACACUUUCGAUCCUGAGACAGACUUCACGCAGCUCGCACAUCGUGCUGGUGUUCACCACUACCCGACAGCUGAAGACAUCCAUCAGUUUAUCAUCUCUUCGGACGCCAUCAAGGCAACAAAAUCUGCUUCUCUGACUGUACAAGAAGUGCAAGGAUGUCUUGAUGUGCUCAUCUGGGAUGAUAAGCUGGAGAAGCUGUGGAACAGUGACGAUGGCAAUUGGGGCUACCGAACAAAGAGAGGUGUGACUUUCCGCCAGCCUGGACAGGCGUUCGACAUCGAGGAGCAAGCGGAGGGCACAGGUCUGACUCAGGCGCCUUGUGGGAGAUGCCCGGUAUUUGAUGUCUGUAAGGAGGGCGGACCCAUCAACCCACAGACCUGUGUCUACUUCAAUCGCUGGCUGAAUGCGUGAUCCAGCACGGUGCUGUGUGUCGUGCAGAGGCUGCUAUCGCACAGCACGCCAGCAUCCUGCUUGAACCGGGCGACGAUGCUUUCGGGCGGGCUAUCCCAUGGGUGAUGAGGCGUGCUCUUUGACUGAAUUUUAGCGAUGGCGUUGGCGGUAUACUGGAUCAUUACCAGAGGGUAGCAUGGAAUGGCGUUUGCAUCUCAGCCCAAGUAGCUUGAAGCUGAUCAGAAGAUACCCACAAUCAGAUGGC
Messenger RNA from Cercospora beticola, 1504 nucleotides. RefSeq names its product DNA-directed RNA polymerase III subunit C34 (gene RPC34). Lineage: Eukaryota; Fungi; Ascomycota; Dothideomycetes; Mycosphaerellales; Mycosphaerellaceae. The record is from RefSeq and is a predicted model, not a curated record. Gene Ontology annotation, biological process: transcription by RNA polymerase III. Gene Ontology annotation, cellular component: RNA polymerase III complex.